UGUGCCCGUGGCGGCAAGGUGGUGGCGGGUACGGCCCUGUGGGAGCCCGAGACGAUCGGCAAAGGAUUGUAUUCCGUACAAAUUCCCCAAGUUCGUCCCAAGGGCUAGCUGCCUGAUUUCUGCCUGCUUAGCUUCAAAAUGUGAUGUCAGAGGAUGAUAUCCAAGCGGGCAGGAUUGCCAGACAUCUAGAUGCAAAUCAGAACACAAAACCCCAAGAUUUGAAUUUCUUUUUUGGCGGGAAUACUAUCAACGUCCAUACAUCAUCUACAAGAUCACGGUCAAGAUGUCACGGUGCUCGUUCGUCUUCAUCACGGCCAAAAAUGCCAACAUCAAACUUGUCAACCGCUUCCUCCUCACCAUCCGGGACUGGGAGUACGGCGAAGAUGACACCUGGGACUGCUUCUCCCUCGUCACCUCGAAGACGGAACCCCUGCCCCUAGACGCAGAAUCCACAAAGCCGCCAUUGCAAGAGUUAUCCCCGACCAACGAAUGGGAAGGCUGCUCCCUUCAGGAAAUCGAAGCCGCGAUCCUUGCUAGGGGCAAAGAAGAGGACUCGGCGUACGGCAAGCAGCAGGGUCCCAACAACCUGAGCCUCUUCCUCGUGCUCGACGACAAAGGCGUCGAGGAUGGGACCGUGAUCUUGUGCCAGCGGGCCAUUGACUGGGAUGCGGAGCCGCUGACGUAUCCGGAGGGGUUCAACAAGUUCCGGACGCCGUGGACGAUGGCCUACCUGGAUUGGUGCAACCUCGACAUUUCGAAUGUCGGGUGGUCCGAGAUGUGUGAUUGGGAUGGCGCCGACGAGGGCAAGAACGAAAAGGAUGGGGUGUGGUGGACGUACGGGAAUCACGUUGAGGAGCUCACCUCUGAGGAGAAUAGGAAGAAGCGGGAUGCUGUGAUUAAGGAGUUGGAGGGUCUUGGGCAGGCGUGAUGAGCUGGAAUAGGGGGAAAGAUGUGUCGUCCAUCGUGCGUUUCUUUUCCUUGUGUUUGUGUAAGCCUACAGUGGCAUCGAAGCAUACGAAUGUUUAAGAAGGCAGUUUGUCUGAAGUUUACUCUAUCCUGAAAACCAAGCCAUUCCAGGCACCUGAGGAAUGAACGAAUCAGAAGUGGGCAAUGGUGAUAUAGACCGCCGCCGCCGGAGCCCGAGGGAGGCUUCGGCAGAGUCCACGUAGGCUCAUGUCGCCCCAUAUCUCUCUGCCACUCCACGACGCGUGUAUGGUGUCCAUCGUAUUCGCAGAAGACGAGUUGCGAUCAACGGGGAAAAGACAGCUGCCUAGACAGCUCAGGCGUGUAUAUAGCGCAUCAAAGGCGGAGAUAGAGGUGGAGGUGUCGAAUCAAUUGC
Colletotrichum godetiae is the source of this 1339-nucleotide messenger RNA. RefSeq lists its product as uncharacterized. The transcript has a single exon. NCBI's taxonomy places the organism in Eukaryota, Fungi, Ascomycota, Sordariomycetes, Glomerellales, Glomerellaceae. Bases 284 to 928 code for a protein of 214 amino acids. The record is from RefSeq and is a predicted model, not a curated record.